AGGAUUCAAAUGUGUAGCGCGUUCGUUCGAGCGGACUGGAGGUCCGCAGUCUGCUCGGCGGCCCUCAGCAUGAACCCCAUCCAGAGUUUCCACUGUAAGCUGCGGGGUCUGGCCACCACGCUGGACAGCGAGACGGCCCGGCUGCUGAGAGCGCUGGACGGCGAGGACAGCGACUUUGAAGAUUCUCCAGGGAGAAUUUUGCAUGACCUUCAUUCAGAAGUCCAGACUCUAAAGGAUAAUGUUAACGCUCUUCUCCAUGAAGCAAGAUUGGAGAACCAAGAAAGCACAAGGUUCAAAAAGGCAACAAAAAUACUGAUGGAAAAAACCUCAGCAGACGUCAGAAAACUAAGAGAGUUUUUCCAGAAGUAUGGCUACCAAGCACGCGACAAGGAGGAUUCAGGCUGUGAGCACAGAGUGAACAACUCCACCCCAGAGUUAGCUGUGUGUAAAGACAUUCAAAAGCCUGGUGUGAAGGAGCUGUCUGAUCCCUGUGUUCCGAGCGAUUCUGUUUCUGAAGAGCCUCUGCGAAGCCCACAGCUCUCAGACUUUGGACUUCAGCGAUACAUCAUUUCCCAAGUCCCAGCAAACCCUCCCCAGACAGCUGCCAGCCUCAAAGAAGAACAUGUAGCUGAGACCCCUCCUGCCAAAGAACCGUCUGUUCCCGUGCUGAAGACCCCUCGGUGUGCUCUAAGGAUGGAUGAUUUUGAGUGUGAAACUCCUAAAUUAGAACACUUUGGUAUAUCUGAACAUACUAUGUGUUUAAAUGAAGAUUACACAAUGGGACUUAAAAAUAUGAAGAACAUUAAAAGUUCCCUUUUGAGUGGCGUCAGUGGAGAAGCCAGAGGAACAGGGCCCGUGACCAGUGAGAAUUCUUUUGCCAUUCCUGGUCCCAUAAUCCAGCAGAUGGAAGAAAACGAUGUGGAAUACGUAAAUUCACCAUUGCCACCUAAAUUCUGCACUCCUGGUUUGAAAAUUCCUUCUACAAUGGACAGAACAGAUUUGGUAUCUAUAGAUUAUCCACUAUCAAAACCAAAUACUUCAUCAACUGAUUUGGAAAUUAAAGAUUGUGUUCCAUUAAUUUUAAAUUCAGAUGAAUGCUAUCAGAGUUUUGCAGAGCCCCCUUCUUCAGCAAUUACUUCUUGUGAAAAUUUUGCAACACCGUCUCCUCCGAAAGUUACUGCGAUUCCAGAAGACAUUCUCCAGAUGAUAACAAAGCACACCUCAAACCUAGUUUCUUCCAUGGAUGUUAAAGUGAUGCCACGGAGGAAGGGCACCCGAGGCGCUGCCAACAAGGAAAACUGGUAACGGAAUUGUACAGUGGAUACAUCCAAUACAGAAGCUAGACAGAACAGGAAAGUGAGCUGGACUAAGGUUCUCAGGAUUAUAACUGGUUAGCACAGACCAGUAGAAGUGGAGAGAGGGCUCCUGCUGGCAGUCAGUCUUCUUUCUCCCAGCCUCUCUCUUAUUUCAUUCUUACAUGAAUGUUUCCAUUUCACCGCACUGUGAUGGCCUCUACAACUUCCAUCUCCAGCUUGACCACCCAGCAGCUCCUGAUUCUACCUGGAAGGUUCUGAUCACCUACUCUGAGCCAGAAGCCUUGGGAACGUCUUGAUUCUGGAACUAUCUAAUGGCCUUUGAGCCCAAGAUCCUUCUGAUCCAAGAACAGUUAGAAAGUAAUUCUCCAAGUUCAUGAUAGUGCUACUUGGGAGAGCUUUGUGCUGCAGCCAGGUAGGGAACAGGGAGCUGGUGUUCUGAAGAGUCCGGCUACAAUUUUGAGAAAUAAUUAGCAAGUACCAGUUGACUUACUAGUUUUGGGAAUUUUUUUCUCCCAAUACAGGUUUUCUCUGUGUAGCUGUGGCAGUCCUGAAGCUUACUCUGUAGACCAGGCUAGAUCCUCCUCUCUGCCUCUUGAGUAGAAAUUAAAGAUGUGCACCACCACCGUCUGGCAGCUUUAGGAAAUUUUGUGUGACAUAAAGAUUAUUCUAAUUGUGCAUUGAAAAUCAAGUGGAGAGGUAGAGAGAUGGCUCAGUGGUUAAGAGCACUGACUGUUCUUCCAGAGGUCCUGAGUUCAAAUCCCAGGAACCACAUGGUGGCUCACAACCAUCUGUAAUGAGAUCCGUUGCCCUCUUCUGGUGUGUCUAAAGACCGCUACAAUGUACUCAUCUACACAAAUAAUUCUUUUUAAAAAAAAUCAAAUGGAAAAAUUCCAGGAUAAUGGUAGUAAGUGCUUGUAUUUUUUGUUGUUGUUGUUAUUGUACAUAUUGUAAAAUAAAUGAUUUUCUGAGUAGCCCACCUUUU
This is a messenger RNA of Mus caroli (Ryukyu mouse), 2298 nucleotides long. RefSeq names its product spindle and kinetochore associated complex subunit 3 (gene Ska3). NCBI's taxonomy places the organism in Eukaryota, Metazoa, Chordata, Mammalia, Rodentia, Muridae. The record is from RefSeq and is a predicted model, not a curated record. Gene Ontology annotation, cellular component: outer kinetochore; kinetochore; spindle microtubule. Gene Ontology annotation, biological process: mitotic cell cycle; chromosome segregation.